AGAGGCGGCUCUGCCUGGGUUCUGGGGAGCGCAGGUCAGCAGGGCGGUGGCCAGGGCUGCGCUUUGGUGCGGUAGUUCCUCCCUGCCGGAAGAGGGCGCCGCGCCCUGCGGCCGAGGGAGAACAGACGGGGCGGAGGCGAGAACGCGAGUCCGCGGCGGGGGCUGACGCAUGCGCACCGCCUCCUGCUCCCGGUUCGACUCCCCUCGCUUCUUGGCCAGAGGCGCCGAUUGGACCCACGGGCAGAGCAUGAUGGUGGUGGGCACCGGCACGUCGCUGGCUCUGUCCUCGCUCCUGUCCCUGCUACUCUUCGCUGGAAUGCAGAUGUACAGCCGCCAGCUGGCCUCCACCGAGUGGCUCACCAUCCAAGGGGGGCUGCUGGGCUCCGGCCUGUUCGUCUUCUCGCUCACCGCCUUCAACAAUCUGGAGAAUCUUGUCUUUGGCAAAGGAUUCCAAGCCAAGAUCUUCCCCGAGAUUAUCCUCUGCCUCCUGCUGGCUCUCUUUGCAUCUGGCCUCAUCCAUCGGGUGUGUGUCACCACUUGGGUGGCUGUGAAGAUGGGACGAGAUAAUGCACAUUAAGUGCUCAUCGCUGUGUCUGGCUCAGGAAUCAAUCAAUGACUGUUGGCUGCUGGGUUCAUCUGUGUGCCCUGCCCAGCCCUGAACCAAUAACCAGGAGGGCGGAUGACUCAGCGUGGACAGCGCUCUGCGUGGGCAGAGAGGGACACGAUGCUGCUUACUAUGGACUCGGCCUUGGGCAAGCCACUGCCCUUUUACUGUUUGUUUGGACUUCCUCAUUCCAUCCCCGAGGAUAAAAAAUUAUCUACUGAGCACCAUGGGAAAACCAAAGUUGCCCUUGUUCCAUUCCGUGUAAUAACCAUCCGUCAUGCGUGGCUUACGUGACGCACUGAAGGCUUCUCCUUUCUCCAUGAAUGGUUUUAGAGUUAUGCCUUAGUAUCUCUCUUUUUUUUUUUCUUUUUGCUUUUUGGGUCACACCCAGCGAUGCUCAGGGGUUACUCCUGGCUUUGCACUCAGGAAUUACUCCUGGCAGUGCUUGGGGGGACCAUAUGGGAUGCCGGGGAUCGAACCCGGGUCGGCCGCGUGCAAGGCAAACGCCCUACCCGCUGUGCUAUCGCUCCGGCCCCCUAGUAUCUCUCUUUUUAAGUAGAGGGACAAGCCCUUCUCACGCUCUUUCCCAGCCUUCUUUCUGGGGAGAGUUAAUCCCUCAAGGUCAGCUCUACAGUGAGUGAGUAGAAUCUGUUGUUGUUUUUAAUUUAUUUAGUUUGGUUUGGUUUUUGGUCGCACCUAGUGAUGCUCAGUGACGCUCUGCAUUCAGGGAUCGCUCCUGGCAGGCUCAGGAGACCAUGUGGGAUUUGAGGGAUCACACCCAGCUUGGCAAGGGCCCUCCCCAGUGUAGUAUCUCUCCAGCCCCGAGUGAGUGGAACGUGAGGGGUAGAGCCGAUGCUCCAACUGUACAAAUAUCUGAACACCAAGGAGGACAUGGUGACAGCCUGAAGAUUUGAGGAGGAAACAGUGAAGGGCAGGAGUGGGGUUUGGAGAUGCCAGGCUUCUUGAGGGGGCACACCAAGUGGUGCCUAGGGCUUACUUCUGGCUCUGAACUAAGGAAUCACUCCUGGCAGGGUUUAGGGGACCACAAGUUCCAGGGAUGGAACUUGGGUCAACCGCAUGCAAGUACCGACUGCUGUACUAUCUCCAUGGCCCUAUAUGAUAUACUAUUAAUUAGGUAAUUUAUUAGUAUACCAUUUCAUUUAACUAUACACCUGGAUUGCAUGAAAAUUUCUGGGGCAGGGGCUGGGGCAAAAGCACAGCAGGGAGGGUGUUUGCCUUGCAUGCGGCCAACCCGGGUUCGAUUCCCAGCAUCCCAUAUGGUCCCCUGAGCACCGCCAGGAGUAAUUCCUGAGUGCAGAGCCAGGAAUAAAGUCUGAACUUCACUGGGUGUGGCCCCCAAAUCGAAACAACCAAACACACAAAACAAAAGGUUAAGGUUUCCCCCUUGUAUCCACAGAUCCUCGUUCAAAUCUUGGCAUCAUAUAUGGUCUCCCGACCGUGGCCAGGGCUCUCUCUGAGCACAGACCAAAGAGAGCCUCUGAGUAGGACUCUUGGAGUAUGGUAUGGACUAACAUUACCACCUCCACUCCCCCCCCCAAAAAAAAAAAAAGAUUUGCCAUCACCCGAAUAGGAAGUGUGACCCCUCCAAGAGUGAGUGAACACCACCGUGAUCCCUGGCAAGCAGAACAACCACCCUGGGCUUGCUCAUAAAUCAAGAGCAGCAACCGUGUGAGCGUGGCUGGGAGCACAGGGAAAGGAAUCCAAGCCUUGGGAAGGAGCAGGGGCGAGCAUGGCAGCGCUGCCACUGCCAGGUGCUUGUGCCACUCCCGGUCACCGAAGCAAUAACCAGGGAAGAGGAUAAGAGAAAAUAAAAAUCCACUGGGGCCAGAGACCAAGAUCAAAGAACAGGCGCUGCACCAGGUGUUCUAGAUUUUUUUUUUUUGUUCUUCAAGGGGACACACCUGGUAGUGCCCAGGGCUUACUCCUGGCAGUACUCAGGAGGCCAUAUUAGGUGCUGGGGAUCAAACCCAAGUUGGCUGUAUGCAAGACAAGUGCCUUACCAGCUGCACUAUUUCUCCAGCCCCAAGGUGAUUUGGAUAUUUUUUUUGUGGGGGUCACACCCGGCAAUGCUCAGGGGUUACUCCUGGAUCAUGCACUCAGGAAUUACUCCUAGCGGUGCUGGGGGGACCAUAUGGCUGCAUGCAAGGCAAACGCCCUACCUGCUGUGCUAUCGCUCCAGCCCCAGUGCUUUGGGUUUGAUCCCAAUACCGCUGAUCCUGAGCACUGGCAGGACCUUUGAGCACCUGACCACUGCUAAGGUGACACCCAUGGACAGACAAACACAGACAAAGUAUAAGGCCACUCAUUUCACAAAGCAUUUAACGAGAAACAAUAGCUCCUUGCUCCACUUCACUCACCUGGAUACGCAUAUUCCUACAUACAAAACAAGAAACUCUUGUUUCUUGGCUGCAUCUUCUGUUUUUGUUUUGAGGCCACACCCAGCGAUGCUCAGGCUUACUCCAGGCUCUGUGCUCAGGGAUCAUUCUCAGAAGGGCUUAGGGACCAUAGAGGGUGCCAGGAAUGGAACCUAGUCGACUGCAUGCAAAACAAGCACCUUUCCUGCUGUAUUACCUCUCCAGCCGCACUGGCUGAAUCUUUCGGCUCUUUUCUCUGUGUUUGCAAAUAGUGUUGUAAUUUUUUUUUUCUAUUUUACUGCCGGCUCUGAAAACAUGAGGACUGAGAAUGUUGUUCUCUGUAAUCCAAACACUGCUACUGUAUCGUUCACCUCUCCCAUGUUUCAAUUUAAGUAUAUUCCAAUUUUUAGAUAAAUCAAUACCCAGUAUUUACAUUCUUAUGUCUGUGAAAAUAUUUUUCACAGCUAAGUGUAGUGUUUGUAGUAAGACUGUGAAUCUGUGAAAACCGCUCUUAAUUAACAUCUAGAACAAGGAGCUGAAACUCUUUGUUCUCUAAAAUCAUAGCUAGUCCCAAACUUUGCUAUUUGUACUUAGUGAAAAUGAGAUAGUUCACUUCUUGCCCAGAGGUCUGAGUCAUGAGGAUUACUUUGGCAUGAGAAACAGACUUGACUCUUUUAUUCUUUUUGGUUUUUGGGCCAUAUCCAGUGGUACUCAGGACUUAAUCCUGGCUCUGUGCUCAGGGAUCACUCCUGGUGCGGCUCAGGGGAACCAUAUGGGGUGCUGGGGAUCAAACCCAGGUUGGCUGCAAGCAAAGCAAGUACCUUCCCUGAAGUCCUGUUCUCUCCGGUCUUUGAUUUUCACUUUAGGUGCAAAGCUUAAGAUAACGGAGUGUGGAAGACAAACGGUUCUGCAUUUAUCUUAGUGAUGUAGUUAUUUAUUACACAAUUGCAACUAAUUCAUUUUCUUAAUUUUGUAGUUUUCAACUAGAUCCUCAGCCAACUCAAGUCCAUGUUUGUUUUGAUUCUACCUUUCACUUACAUCACUCUUACUUUGAACCAAAACACUGUUUCAUUUAAAAGUUACCCAAACGCAAACUUUCCCAUGUUCUGUAAUGACCUGCUUUUCCCUUUGUCUGAGCCGCUUACCAUUGCCCUGGUGUGUUCUGUCUUGCAGCAAUAAGUUAAUCAAUAAAUCUGUCCAACUACA
Molecule: messenger RNA, 4185 nt
Organism: Sorex araneus (European shrew)
Lineage: Eukaryota; Metazoa; Chordata; Mammalia; Eulipotyphla; Soricidae
Gene: KRTCAP2
Product: keratinocyte associated protein 2
Exons: 5
Coding region: 170-577 (135 amino acids)
Source: RefSeq, a predicted model, not a curated record